This is a messenger RNA of Clupea harengus (Atlantic herring), 744 nucleotides long. Its product is annotated as stonustoxin subunit beta-like. Gene Ontology annotation, molecular function: protein binding. NCBI's taxonomy places the organism in Eukaryota, Metazoa, Chordata, Actinopteri, Clupeiformes, Clupeidae. The transcript has 3 exons. The record is from RefSeq and is a predicted model, not a curated record. The annotation marks the transcript as partial.
UCUGAUUGUCUCAUCUCAGAAAAGGGUUGUAUUUGUCUGGCUUCAGCUCUUUCUUCAAACCCCUCCCACCUAAAAGAGCUGGAUCUGAGCUACAAUUAUCCCGGAAAAUCAGGACUGAAGCUGUUAUCUGUUAGACUGGAGGAUCCUGUCUGUAAACUGGAGAAGCUUAAAACUGACCAUGCUUCUGAAAACAGAGCACGACCACGUUUGCUGAGAUAUGCCUGUGAGCUCACACUGGACCCAAACACAGCACACAGACAUCUCUCUCUCUCUGAGGGGAACAGAAAGGUGACACUUGUGUAUGAGGAGCAGCCGUAUCCUGACCACCCAGAGAGAUUUGACUGCUGGGAUCAGGUGUUGUGUAGAGAGGGUCAGUCUGGACGCUGCUACUGGGAGGCUGAGUGGAGUGGGGAUGGGGCUUAUAUAUCUGUGGCGUAUAAAAGCAUCCAGAGGAAAGGGGGGAGUGAUGACAUCAUACUGGGACGUAAUGACAGGUCCUGGAGUCUGCUCUGCUCUUCUCACGGUUACUCUGCCUGGCACAAUAAUGAGCACACUGCCAUACCUGACCCCUCCUCCCGCUCCAGCAGAGUAGGAGUGUACCUGGACUGGCCAGCCGGCACUCUGUCCUUCUACAGCGUCUCCUCUGACACACUCACCCACCUGCACACGUUCCACUCCACAUUCACUGAGCCCCUCUAUCCUGGGUUUAGGGUUUAUGACUCCUCAGUGUCCCUGUGCCAGAUC